This is a messenger RNA of Diospyros lotus (date-plum), 1283 nucleotides long. Its product is annotated as zinc finger protein 8-like. The transcript is spliced from 2 exons. The coding region runs from base 217 to 972 and encodes 251 amino acids. The record is from RefSeq and is a predicted model, not a curated record. Gene Ontology annotation, biological process: response to gibberellin; trichome morphogenesis; trichome differentiation. Gene Ontology annotation, molecular function: DNA-binding transcription factor activity. Lineage: Eukaryota; Viridiplantae; Streptophyta; Magnoliopsida; Ericales; Ebenaceae.
CCCAAUUUAAUUUCCUUUUUCUUGAACCAGACCCUCCCAUUUACAGAGCAAGCUCACCACACAAUCUCUCUCUCUCUCUCUCUCUCUCCCCUUCUUCUUCUUCCUCCAACGUUCUCGGUAGAUAUCUUCCCUUUGCCGCUCUUGAGGCUCUGGUGCAGCCUUCUCCUUUCGGGGCCUUUUCUGCAAACCAGAAACACUGAGCCCUCCUCUCCUCCCAUGGAGAAGUCAUCAUCGACUCAUCAGAGGGAAACCCAAGACUUCAUGAACGUUGAAUCAUUCUCUCAGCUCCCCUUCCUACGCCCCGCGCCUCCGCCCGUCAAAGAAAAAUCCAUCCGCCUCUUCGGCAUCGAGUUUGGCGGCGCCCCCGAUCAGUCCGAGUCGGCGGAGACCGAGACCGCCAGCGCCAGCACCAGCGAAUUAGAACUCAAAGAGACCGAUCACAACGGCGAGAGCAGCCGCAAAUUCGAAUGCCAUUACUGCUGCAGAAACUUCCCCACCUCCCAAGCCCUGGGCGGCCACCAAAACGCCCACAAACGCGAACGCCAGCAGGCCAAACGCGCCCACCUCCACUCCGCUAUACUCCACGGCGGCGCUAGCUUCUCCUACUCCGCCGCCGUCUACAACCUCAUGAACCACCACCACCUUGGCUCCAUGCCCGCACGCGCCGUGGCCAAUUACCACAGCAGUACCGCUAAUGCUAAUUACGCGGCUGCCACGCCCAGGGCUAGGUUCUACCCUCAGCCGCCCAUCAACGGCAGCCCUCUAUCGUUGUGGGGAGUUCCUGCCAGUGGCCAGCAGACCCCCGGCGGUGCUUUUAGUCGUGACUCUUCUUCCAUUCAUCAUUCUUCGGCGCCAUUGAUGUUUGCUGGUCAUGAUGAGGUGAGGAGAUUGCCGGUGAUGGGUGGCUCUGCGUCUCAGAGCCGAAAUGUGUAUGAAUCACAGUCGACUGUAGAUGAUCAUCUCUUUCUGUAGAAUCAGGGUAUAAUCAAAUAUGUGUGGACGAACUCAUCAACAAAGGGGCCCUAAUAAAUUUCACACUUUCAAGGGUCGAUCCAUGACCGUCUCUGAAAUGGGCAUCUACAAAAAACCCAAAAAAACUCGUAUUAUAUAUAUAUAUAAAUACAUCUAUGUACAUAUGCUUCAAAAGCAUGGAGUGUUUUAUUAGAAGAAACCGAAAUGUUACUUAGAUACUGCGUAACCCUUAAUUAUUAUAUUAAAGUAUCGCUCUUAAUUAAAUGUAGAAAUAAUAUUAGAUGAAUGAUAGAGAGAGCGGCCACGACAUU